AUGGACAAUCGAAUCAUGAAGCGAGUGCAGGAGAGAGUCUUGCUGCAAGCUGAGCGAGAUGGACGUUUCUGUGCCCAGGAGACCGAGUAUCACUGCAUCACGGCCCCCGCAAAUGGCGGCAUCAAGACUCAGUAUACGGUAGCCAACGAUAGAGAGGAAGAGAAAGGCUUCUCAUCACGAUUCCUCCCUAAGAUAAGUACGGCCGAAGGUUACGAUCCAUUCCACAGGGAUCUGGACUGGGAGAAACCAUAUACGCUGCGGUGUGUCUUGCAAAGAACGCGUCCUCGACAUGUAAGCACUCGUCCGGACGUGCUGCCCUUUGGGAAUGCCGAAGAAAUGCGCGUUGUUUUCGAUAGUCUGGAUCUGCCGGCUUCAUAUUUCCAGAUAGCAGAUGGUUCGCCUGCAACUGCGAGGUCGGCUAUCAUCUGGAACGACCAUGGCAAGCCGGAGAGAUAUGAGUUGGUGGCGUACUGCGUAACCAAGCAAGGCGACUGGGGCAUGGCGCUCUCUCAUAAUGCUUCCACCAUGUCGACCGCGGCUUUCUGGAGCGUCGACGAACGAAUCGACUCCCAAGCUCUCACGCAAGACUUACACGACUUCCAAGACCACGCAGCCCACCCCAUGCUCAUCCCCUGCAUCAUGCUCUCAGCAGCCCUGCGCAUGGCCGUCCAACGCCGCCAUUCCAUCAAAGAACGCAUCUCCCAACUCGAAAGCACAAUCUCCGCUCUCCGCCACCCCGUCCUCUCCGUCGACGUCGACGAAGACCCCCCAGAUCUCGACCAUCUCUUUGAACUCCUCCAGAGCUGUCGGAAAGACCAAGCGAGUCGCAGAGGCCGCUACGACUUCUGGGACACGUUCCAUACCGCCAUCGAAGAAGGCUUCACCUAUGCCUCCUCCCUCGCCAUCAACAGGACCGCCCGCGACGACCUCUACCAAUGGUCCUCUCUCACCCGUCAACGUCUCCAAUCUCUCAAGGCACGGGAUAAAGACCACACCCACCGCGUCGACAACAUCUCCGCCCUGCUGCAUAAUCUCGUCCAGCAGAGGGAAAUCCGCCUGCAGUCCAGCAUCGCGAAAGCCGCGCGGAGAGAUAGCCAGGAUAUGAAAUUCAUCGCCGUCUUGGGUUCCAUCUUCCUGCCGGCGAGCUUGGUGGCUACGAUCUUGAAUGUUCCCGCUUUCCAAUUUGUCACGAAUGGAGGGGUUUUGUUUGGGGCGUAUGUGGGGAUUACGAUUCCGUUUGUCGUGGUUGUCGUGGUGCUUUGUGUGACAAGGCCGUAUUGGGUGACGUGGAGAGUUUGGGGAGUCCGGGGAAUCGAGCAGAAAGGGGUGGAGAGUGCAGGGGAGAAGGUUGAUAUGACAGUUCCGAGGCGAAGUUCCACAUUGGCGACUCUAGCAUGA
Lecanosticta acicola is the source of this 1398-nucleotide messenger RNA. NCBI's taxonomy places the organism in Eukaryota, Fungi, Ascomycota, Dothideomycetes, Mycosphaerellales, Mycosphaerellaceae. The record is from the annotation of a GenBank genome assembly.